AUGGAUUUGGAUAGUAUCGACUCAGAUCCCAAACCAACCAAUCCCAGUCGUCCAAGCAGCCACAAUUACAGCCAUCCCGCCGUCGACACCGCCCAUCAGCGAGACCGGGACAUGAGCAUGGACAUCAACAUGGACAUGGACACGGACGAGAUUCACUCGGCCGAUUCGGACGAGCUACACGAACGGCGGCCCAACCGGUGGCGGGGCCACCCGUCGACGUGGCGCACCUGGACCGAGCGGGAUCGCAGGACAUGGUACGCGCUGGAAAGCGCCCGCAAGGCCGACCUCGCUGUGCACUUGUUCAACGCGUUCGGCUUGAAGAAGGGGUUGAGGGAGGGGCCUGUUGUCGAAGGGCAGGAUGGGGAUGGAGGGAAGGAUUGGAAGCCGGGGAAUCUGUGGACGGCGUGGCCUGUGAGGGCCAAUGAAGUACCGGAUGAUGAUCUUCUCCCCAGGACGAGGGAUGCUAUGGACUUGUUUACCCUGCGGCGGGGAAGCACGUCGCGGGAGUUUGCUGGGCAGAAUUUGGAGGGGGAGAUCUCGGCUACGAUGCUGCGGUACGCGAAGGAGAGAUUCCAGAGGAGGCAUUUGCAGGCCCAAGCAACCAACGAGGUGGUGGCGUCCAUCGAGGAGGCCGAGAGUGACUCGGAGGAGGGAGAUACAUCGGAUGCCGCGGGAAAGACUGGGAGCGAUAAACCGGACUCUGAUGCACCGAUUAGAACGGCCAAAAGACGGAGGUUGGCGUCGUCCUCAUUUUCGCCCGUCCUGUCGGCUGAUGACGACCGGUCAUAUGCAUUGCUUCGGCCAGCGGCACGGAGGAUCAUGUCGAAGCUUGAUAAUACGCUCAUGGUCCUGCACAAUGCAAGGGUUUCGGGUCUUGCCAACAUGUUCGAAUCCUCGUCCAGUGACGAAGACGAAGAAGAGGUUGAGCCCGCGCCGGCUGAGCGAGGUCUGACCCGGUCUUCGGAACCGCCAAAGCCAAAGCCCGCACCCGCUCCUAAGGGUCGAGGAGGGAGGCCGAGGAAGGUGCAUGUCCCCCAAGAAGGGGAGACGGAGCGCGAGAUGUUGAUUAGGAUUGCCAGGGAAAGCAAGAGACGGUUGCCUAGAUUCUCUCCUGACACGGCAGAGUCUGAGGAGGAGAAUGGGGCCGGAGGCGGACUCGGCAUGAAAAGAAAGAGGCGGAAGCCGACCCCUUCUCCGGCCAAAAUCGAGUCCGGGGCGGAAAAUGAACAUGAUGGGAGACGAAGCGCAAGUAGGGUAAGGCGCUCAAUAUCAGACUCACGAGCGAGUUCCCGGUCGAGCAAGCCAAGAUCCGGAGACUCCGUUGGCUCGCCUGUGAGACACAGAAGCCACCGACUCACCAAAUGGGGCUUACGGGACUGGCAUGACGUGCUCGGAGCCGCCGCUUUGGCCGGGUUCUCGCCUGCCGUCAUUGCCCGCGCCGCGCAGCGAUGCUCUACACUCUUUCGGGAGGAGAUGGUCGUACAUACGUUGCCUGAGCAGUCUGUUACAUCCGACAAGGAUAGAGUGCAGACAGUGCGGUACAUUCCGGACGCACCCAUGCCUUCAUCCUCUGAUGACGAAGAUGACCAGGAAGACGUGUUGCUCCAGCAUCGCAUCAUCUCCCGUCAACCGAGCGUCAGACUGACCGGCACGUCGUCGCCCGACGCUGAGACCGAGACGGCAGCAAACACGCCCCGCGGGAGCCGAUCAGCCACGCCCGGGCCUCUGCAUUUCUGCCCUUAUCCAGACUGCCCAUGGGCUAUCAAGGGCUUCACGAAGCGAAAUAAUCUCACGCGGCAUCUCCGGAGAACGCAUGGCGACCAGGCCGAUGAGGUUACCGAGGGAGAGGAGGACAGCAUGGACGAGAUGCACGGCGGCGUGCAUGUGGAUGGAUUCCUACAGCCGAUCAAGCUCAGAAAGGGCUGGCGAGCAGAAGACACACAGCAGCGGCUGUCACGAAAGGGAAAGGGAAGGCGAUCUGCCAUGGGACGCGCGGGAUCAGACGAGCUUGGUUCGGACGCACAAUAUUCUAUGCGCGAUGCGCUGUCGUCUAGCUAG
Messenger RNA from Canariomyces notabilis, 2058 nucleotides. RefSeq lists its product as uncharacterized. The record is from RefSeq and is a predicted model, not a curated record. The transcript has 2 exons. Lineage: Eukaryota; Fungi; Ascomycota; Sordariomycetes; Sordariales; Chaetomiaceae. The coding region runs from base 1 to 2058 and encodes 685 amino acids.